AAGAUCACAGAGUAACCUCUGCGAUUUGGGACCUAACCUGUGAGUCAUGGUGAUACUAACCUGCGAAAGGAGGCCCCAAAGUGUAAUUAUUCUCUUUUCUUGGGCAAAAUAUGUUCAGCUGCAACUUAAGUAGAACUUGGACCCAGUUGGUGAGAUCGAUAAUAAAACCCACGGCAGUAGCUUGUCGCUAUUCAACCGGUAUCAAGGACGAUCCGAUUUCCGGACAAGAAGAACAGGAAACCGAGAUUAUAAUUGAUGUAUACAAAGAAAGACUGAAGAAAUAUGCCCAACUGCUGGAAGAACAGGAGGAAGAGUCCAAUAAAUUUGGAGAUUUGAACCUCAGUCGGGGCGUAGAUGGGGUGUUCGACAUAGAAGACUUAGUGGAGACGUUAAAGCAUCAGCAGGCCGAAGAUAUAUUCGUGGCCAGUGUGCCAAAGGAAAUCGGUUACGUCGACUACAUAGUGGUGGCAUCAAGCAAGUCGCAAAGGCAUAUGAAUGCCCUCACGCAAUUUGUUAAGCAAAUAUACAAGCAAAAGAAGCUUCAAACUGACAUCAUGCCCACGUUGGAAGGAAAAAACUCGUCCGACUGGAUGGCCAUGGACAUGGACAAUAUCGCGUUACACAUUUUCUCGAAAUCAGCCAGAGCCCAAUACGAUCUGGACACUCUGUGGGCAGUUGGCUCCAAGUAUGACGACCAGAGCCACAAAAAGGACCUGCUUUCUAGCAUGUUGGAAAGUCACGCCUUCUCACUGAAAGGCUUUGUACCUGCCAAAUGACUACUUGCUCGAUAGUAUGAAUAAUAAAUUGUUUUUGCUUUAA
Dendroctonus ponderosae (mountain pine beetle) is the source of this 819-nucleotide messenger RNA. Its product is annotated as mitochondrial assembly of ribosomal large subunit protein 1. NCBI's taxonomy places the organism in Eukaryota, Metazoa, Arthropoda, Insecta, Coleoptera, Curculionidae. Gene Ontology annotation, cellular component: mitochondrion. Gene Ontology annotation, biological process: negative regulation of ribosome biogenesis; negative regulation of translation. The transcript has a single exon. Bases 111 to 776 code for a protein of 221 amino acids. Gene Ontology annotation, molecular function: ribosomal large subunit binding. The record is from RefSeq and is a predicted model, not a curated record.